Messenger RNA from Jaculus jaculus (lesser Egyptian jerboa), 15376 nucleotides. RefSeq names its product ligand dependent nuclear receptor corepressor (gene Lcor). Gene Ontology annotation, cellular component: nucleus. The transcript is spliced from 8 exons. Bases 512 to 5221 code for a protein of 1569 amino acids. The record is from RefSeq and is a predicted model, not a curated record. NCBI's taxonomy places the organism in Eukaryota, Metazoa, Chordata, Mammalia, Rodentia, Dipodidae. Gene Ontology annotation, biological process: regulation of transcription by RNA polymerase II. Gene Ontology annotation, molecular function: DNA binding.
GGCGGGCGGCAGAAGAUGGCGAGGGUGUGUAGGCGGCAGCAAUGCUCCGUUGAGAGACGCGGCUUUCGGCAAGAACUGGACUCGUGGCGCCACAAGCUCAUUCACUGUGUCCCGUUUCCCUCUGUGCGGCGGCCGGCGGGACCAUAAGGGCUUAACUCAUAUAUUUAACCCCCCUCCAAAAAGGUUUGAAAGUAUUCUUGAAGGGCUGUUUGGACCUGCAUUAUUAAAAGAUCUCAGUUUUUUUAAAGAGUGUGAACCUGAAAGCAUUUCUGAUUGGAGUUUUGAUGAAAAUUGUCUGUUCUGUUGCUUGAGAAGAGAUAAAGUAAAGGGACACUUAGUUGGUCUGGAUGAACCAGCUUUGGGAGCUGGGCAAGAAGCUUUGCUUAAACAAGAGCACACACAAAUCAUUCGGUUCGAGAAGCAAGCAGAAGAGUUCCUCAAUGCAGUCUUCUACAGAAAAGACAGUCCCUGGGUCUCCGACCCCAAUAUUCCCCUAGUGGCCCGUGAGAUCAUGCAGCGAAUGAUCCAACAAUUUGCUGCUGAAUAUACCUCAAAAAAUAGCUCUACUCAGGACCCCAGCCAGCCCAAUAGCACAAAGAACCAAAGCCUGCCGAAAGCAUCUCCAGUCACCACCUCUCCCACGGCUGCAACUACUCAGAACCCUGUGCUCAGCAAACUUCUCAUGGCUGACCAAGACUCACCUCUGGACCUUACUGUCAGAAAGUCUCAGUCAGAACCUAGCGAACAAGACGGUGUACUUGAUUUAUCCACUAAGAAGAGUCCAUGUGCCAGCAGCACUUCCCUGAGCCAUUCUCCAGGCUGCUCCAAUACUCAAGGGAACGGUGAGAACUCAUCCGAGGCACAAGCAGUAGACUCUAACAACCAGUCAAAGUCCCCGCUGGAGAAGUUUAUGGUCAAACUGUGCACUCAUCAUCAGAAGCAAUUCAUUCGUGUCCUGAGUGACCUGUACACUGAAUCUCAGCCAGGUACUGAGGAUCUGCAGCCUUUGGAUUCUGUAGUGAUGGAUGCCACCACUUGCAGUGCUGACUGUGCCCAGCUAAGCAGCAGACAGAAUAAGGAGAAGAGUGCUGUAUGUUCUGAUAGGAAGUCUCCUACUUCUACAGGUUUGUUCCUAGACUCAUCGAGCUCUCACGGCUCUCUGCAAAUGACUGAACAGACCCUGGAGGAACCACCUCCCGAGACAGACUCUGUAGCAGGAAAAGAGAAUGCGCUGGCCAUUGGCCUGAGAGAUUCCUCUGAACUUCCAGCCACUCAACCUAAUUCUGGCAUUUCCACAGACAGUUCCACUGUGGUAUGCCUCACUGCAUCAAAUUCUUCCUCACUGAACUCCCACCACAGUUCUAAAAGCUUUGAGGGGCAAACAAGUGGGCAGGAACAAGACAAAAAUGUGAAAGCAUAUGAUGAUGAUAAAAACCAUGUGCAGAGUUCAGCCUUACCCGACACUCUUUCUGCAGUGAAAGUAGCCAAGAAUCCUGAAGAGAGUAAUACCUGUACUGUUUCUCAAAGAAAUUCAUUCAGAGCUUUAUCAGAAGAGACAUGGGACUCAGGGUUUACGGGGAACUCACCUAGAACUGCUGACAAAGAGAAUGCUUUACAGUGUAGCUCAAAAACAUCUUCGCACCAGGAUAUAGAUGCAAAUGAACAAGAUGCCAGGCCAAAGCAGGAGAACCAUCUUUACUCACUAGGCAGAAAUAAAGUGGGUUACCAUUCACACCCCAGUGACAAGGGCCAGUUUGAUCAUUCCAAAGAUGGUUGGUUAGCCCCCAGCCCUGUGCCAGCUGUACAGAAAGCAUCUAAUGGACACUCACGAACCAAGAUGACGUCAAACUCCAUCAAGACCGCUCGGAAAAGUAAGAGAGCAUCAGGGUUGAGGAUAAACGAUUAUGAUAAUCAGUGUGAUGUUGUUUAUAUUAGCCAGCCAAUAACGGAAUGCCACUUUGAGAAUCAGAGAUCCAUAUUGUCUUCUCGGAAAACAGCCAGAAAGAGUACUCGAGGGUACUUUUUCAAUGGUGAUUGUUGUGAGCUGCCAACUGUUCGCACACUGGCUAGAAAUUUACACUCCCAGGACAAAGGGAGCUGCUCAUCACCAGCAUUAGAGGCAGUAGUGACCCCCAGACAGACCCUUACGUUUUCAUCCCCGAGGCUUACAUUAGAUGUGCAGCUUCCUGAGGAGGACAGGCCUGAAGAACCUAGGAAGGACAGAACCUCUAUUGAGGAGGGAGGUAGAGACAGUUCAUCACCUUUAAAAGAGCAUCAAGAGCCAGAGGUUUGCCCCUCCAUGAGUGAACCAGAUCCUAGCAGCUCCCCUAGGCCAAGUGAGACUACAGGUUCUAGCCUAAUGUGUCCUCUGCCUAUGGCCCUCCCUGAUGAGAAUGUGCUGGACAUGCCAGAAGACAGCACUGUGGUCUCAAUUCCCACAGCAAGUGCACUGUCCUCCUCUGAGCAAGACAAGCCGCCAGCUACCCUGCUGGGUGCAGAGGAGGUGCAUGCACUCCAGGACUGCCACCUGGUUCCCACAGCUGAGAGCAUUUCUGGAGAAGCCAGUAAAGACCUCCUAGCUAGGCCUCCAUCUUCUCUUGAAAUAGUUGCCAGAGAAGAAAGUUCUCUGUUCUCAGAAAAUGAAAGCCCCCCCGUGGGCUUGGAUCCUCCCCUGAGUCCAGAACAGACUGAACAUGAGCAGAGCAUCUGUACUGAGGCUGAUGCUGAAAACAUUUCUGUGGAGACACUGGAGCUGGCCACUGCUCAACCCAUGCAGGACAGCAGCACCCUCCCUGGGGAGAACCCCAGUGAGGGGGAGGGGCUCGAGGCUGCAUUCUGUGGAGAACAACCCGAGGAAGGAGACACUGACAUCAAAUGCUCUUUAGAAAAUGACCUGUGUGAGCCGAACAGUGACUCACCCGAAGAGAUUGUGGACAAGAAGAAGAAAAGUAAAAAGUUCCCUGAGGCCUCCGACAGGUGCCUAAGAAGUCAGCUUUCAGAUUCCUCCUCUGCCGAUAGGUGCUUGGAUUCCUCCACUGUUUGCCCUGAAAUCAAGGUUUCUAAAAAUCCUGGUGCAAAACAUUCUAAAAGAGAAGAUCACACUAAUGGGACAACCCCUGAGGGCUCCCCAGUUGGCAGUAUCCAUACAGAAGCUCUGGAGGACAUUGACAUGCCCUGCAUUAGUGGACGAUCCUCUGAGGAGGAUGCUGAACUGGAGGCUGAAGAAAGUGGGGUCACCACACGGCAGACUUUUAAAAACAUGCUGGCAAAAGAAGUCAAGAGGGAAGAAGGGGAGAUUUUCUCCAGCAGUGAUCCCACAGUCCCGGUUGGCCAGCCACUACCUGGAGAGCAACUAGAAAUUUAUGUCCAGUCAAAGGUGGAAGAGAAAGACACACAUGUUCCCUCAGAAAGCAUUUCUUACGAGAGAGAUCCAGAGGAGUCAAAGGAGAGGCAAGGACACAUUCCCACACAGGAUGUAGAGGCAGUUGUAAAUGAGGUAGAUGGUGGAAACACGCACUGGAAAGAUGAUGCCAGCCUUGCUCCAUCUAGCACAGCUGGGGUGUCAGGUAGUCAGAGUGCUGAUGCUACUGGGCCACCAAAAUUGGUAGCAAGGCCUAAAAGAUUGCCCUCUUCAACCUACAACCUGAGACAUGCUCACUGCGUAGAUGUCUUGCAGACUACCAAAGCUGCUUCAGAAAAGGAGGUCUCCCAAGUCAGCCUGGCACCAAAGGGAAAGGCAGCCUCAGAGGACACAGACCCCUUAGAUGAGGAAGAUGAAGACAUGAGCAUCGAGGAGCGGCCCAGGUUCGUGGAGUGGUGUGCCGAGGAGGAGAACCAGGAGCUCAUCGCCACCUUCAAUGCCCAGUACCUGAAGGUUCAGAAGGGCUGGAUCCAGCUGGAGAAAGAAGCACAGCCGGCAGCAAGAGCAAGGAGCAAGUCAGACAAGCUGAAGGAGAUUUGGAAGAGCAAGAGGAGGUCACGGAAAUGCAGGGGCUCGUUGGAAGGCCAGAAGUUUUCUCCUGUUCAGAUGCUGUUUAUGACAAGCUUUAAAUUAUCUAAUGUCUGUAAAUGGUUCUUAGAGACAACAGAAACCCGGUCUCUGGUCAUCGUGAAGAAGCUCAACACUCGACUUCCAGGAGACGUUCCCCCUGUCAAGCACCCUCUUCAGAAGUACUCUCCUUCCAGCCUGUACCCCAGUUCAUUGCAGGCGGAACGCUUGAAAAAACACCUAAAGAAAUUUCCUGGAGCUAUGCCUGCUAGGAAUAAUUGGAAAACACAGAAGCUCUGGUCUAAGCUGCGAGAGAAUCCUGAUCGAAUGGAGUCAGAGUCCAGCAGUGAUGCCAACCUAGGGCCUGAUUGUGAGGACAGCACAGAGGAAGUCAAGGAAGGUAGAAAUAGCCAUCCCCCCACCAGCCUGCCUACCCCUGCCAGCACCCGGAUCCUUAGAAAGUAUUCCAACAUUCGAGGAAAACUCAGAGCCCAGCAGCGACUAGUCAAAAGUGAGACCAGGGAGGGCCCGCAGGGCUCAUCUGUGGACAGUAAGGAUGGGAAGAGUCGAAAGAGCGUAUGCAUCAACCCUUUGAUGUCCCCCAAGCACGCCCUUCAGGUGGGUGCAGAUGGCUUUCCUGUUAACCCCAAGAGUGCUAAAAGAAUCAAGAGAAGGAAAGGGAGGCAGGUGCCUGAAAUCUCGCUUAAAGGGGAAGGCCAGAAGAAACGCAGGCGAACUGAAGGCGGCAGCACUCAGGAAAGUAAGGACAAGGGACCAGCAACAAAAGCUAGCAAAGAAAAGCAUGUGGAUGCAGCCACUAGAACCCUUUCUGCCAAGAAGCUAGCCGCAAGGGACAGAAUCAACCAACUCCCCAAAAAGAUAAACUUGAAAGAGAAUAAAGUAAAGAUUCGCAAAAAGUCCUCCGGGAAGAGCUGUCCCUCAUCCCGGAAAGAAAAGGAGAGCACAAGCAAGAGGCCUUCACAGCCUGCCGCCUGUGAGUCACUGAAACCUGCCAAACAAAAGGGGGCAGGUGAAGCCACUUCAAGGCCCACAAAAGCCAGGAGCAGGGCCAGGAGCAAGGGUCGGAGCAGGGGCAGGAAGCUGAGCACCGGGAAGAGCCGGGUCAGAACCUUGACCAAAAGCCCAGACAACCGGACAGUCCAGAGAAAGAGAAAGAGAAAGAGAAAGCUGGACUCUGUUCAUAACAAACGGAGGCGGCUGGAUGCCAAGUGACAGAUGGAUGGCCACCGAGAGAUGAACUGUCUGUCCUGUAGAAGUAACCUUUUAUUUUGCAUUAACUAAAUCUGCUUUUAAUAAGCUUACCAGGCCUUUCAAAUUACGGUUCCAGAGUACACCACAGUUUGAGAUGUCAGAAAAGGCGUCUCAGGUGGAGAAGAGAACUUGCAGAGUUCUUCUCCUAGGCUAAGGGAAGUUAUAUAUGCUGGUUGUUCCUUGGGUUUUAAACUUGGAACCAAGUAGUUUUUGUUUUAAGAAGUACAGUGCCUUAUUUAUCCUUUUUGUUGUUAAAUUUACAAAAGCUAAAAAGCUGAUCUAUGUGAUGAAAGGCUUGUAUUUUAUACUUGAUGCACAAGCACUUGUACUGUAGUUGAGAAGACCACCACCAUGCACGAGCAAGGAGCCCGUCAGCAGCCGUCCUGCGCAUCUGUCCCCAGACAGGUGUCCCUUGCAAACCACAGCACAACUCCCCUCUCUGUCUUGUUUGGGUUUUGUUUGAGUGAUAUUUGAAAGCUAAACCAAAUCAUUUCUGUGGUAUGUGGAGAAUGCAGAGGAUUUAAAAUUAUGAGAGAUUAAUGUUUCUAUUACCUUCUUUUCAAAAAUCAUACGUUGUUAAUUACUCCCCCUUCCUUUUAAAGAAUCAUUUCAGAACAUGUCCUCUAAAUUAUGUGCCCGUUGGACAAAAGAUGUGUUAUAAGCAUCCAUUUUGAUUUUAUAACCUCUAGAAAUUAUUUGCCUCUCCAAAAUAUAUUACUAAACUUACCAUUCUCUUCAUUUUUGGCCUUGCUAACAUGCUAGCCCUCCAAUGAGGUUUUCUUCUUAUUUUGUUUAAAUUUCUUAUCAUUGUAAUCUUGUAGUUAUAAUUUGAUCACGAGGAUGAGAGUGACUGAUCUUCCUUCCUUUCUUACCCAGAGUACUUUCUUAUUCAGAGAAAGUGAAAAUGCUCUUUCUAGUGGCAGAAAAGCUUAGCAGAGUGUGCACACACGUGCAUUAGCAUUUGUUUGCAUGUGUUCACCAGCAGCAAACGUCUCCUGGUCCCAGUUUCACAGUAAAAUUCCUUCUUCCCUAUGUAGCGUAUCUAUGAGCUAAGUAACUAGCACAGGCUAAGUGGUUUUUAAGUGGCCUCGUAUGUCUGUGCACAUCCCCAUCACCGCUUUGGCAUCAGACUUGGAGAAGUGUAAGUCAUAUGGCAGUCAGGGCACACGACUGAGUAAAGUCAGCUGCUAAGGACGCUGCCAUGUGAAUGCACUUGUCUGCUGUGGUGUCCAUGCAGAGUGAUUAGUGCCAUCCUGGUGGUUGAAUGCUUGUCAUGUCCUUCAGAUCAUGUCACCCACCAUUCAUUCCAUGGAUCAAGUGAGAACUGCAAUAAUUAUAAGUUAUAUUUGCCUUUACUGAGUGGAGCCCACUGGCUUUACUCAGUGCCUAUGACAUUGCUCCAUUAUAAUGGUCUGUACUUGACAUUUCCAUUGGGCCCCUCUGCAGACCACCUACUUAUAAAGCUUAGAUAGCCUCUUUGGCACAUCUUGUCACUAAAACGGGCUUGUCUGGACAGCUGUCCUUAUUAUUAAAAGGUUUUCUACUUAAAGUUGUUUCAGAUCUUUUCAGGUAAAUGCAGAUAAUUUUUAUGCAAGUUAUGAUAAAACAGGCCUCUACCUUACUCUGCUAUAGUUAAUGAGAACUUCUGAUAAUGGGUAAGACUGGAGAAAAAGCAUUUGAAUCAUGAGGUAUUAACAGUUGUGUUGAAUUUCACAGAUAGUGAAAGCCAUUUUUGUUUUAAUAUUUCCUUUAGUCCACGAGUGUCCUUUUUCUCCCCUCUUUCUUUCUUUCUUUCUUUCUUUCUUUCUUUCUUUCUUUCUUUCUUUCUUUCUUUCUUUCCUUUCUUUCUCCCUUUCUCCUUCCAUGCCUCCCUCCCUUUCUUCUUCCCUCCUCCUCUCCUUGUCUCCUCUUUCUUUUUAUUAUCUCUAACCUUCAUCAUUCACAAGCUACCUAGCUUAAUGAAACUGCUGAGUAUGUACUGGCAACCCUUUCUCAGCAUUAAGUUGCACAGAAGCAUUAAUAUGUUUGGAAUAGGUCCAUUUAAUGUUAAAUGUGGUUUUAAGGUUUAAAAGAUACCUUUUCAUCUAGUUGUCACUGGAUAUUGUUUUUGUAGUGACUCAGACAGCUGGUGCUUUCCAGUGUCAGGUAUGCUGAUUCCUGUACAUGAGGUAUUCUUGGCUGCUUAUAGACUAUUUUAUAAGGUGCUUGGAUUGAGUUAGGGAGGAGGAGUAAGCUAAUGAGUUGGUAGAACUUUUUUGGUUCCAAGCUUACAAUUCAUUCCAUUACUUUUAUGAUUGUGUUCAUUUUUAAUGGUUCACCUCAAUCUAAUUGGUUGCAUUUAAGGAAGUUGGUGUGAAUGUGUCUGUUAUGUCCCUAGUGGCAGUGAAUCGUCUUUAAGAUCAACCUACACUUGAUAAUAAUGACUACAUUUAAAUAGAUGGCAAGUCUAAAGAUUAAGACACUUGAAAGUUUUAGAAUUAUUUCAUAUUUAUUAAAUCUCAAUUUUGCUGAUUCAUUUAAUUUUGUUUAUAGAAGAAGGAAAACAAAAGCAAAACUUGAGGCCCAACUCUAGCAGGCCCUUUUGCACCUACAGUAGAUACUGGAAAAGCUGCCUCCCAGAUAGGCCUGGUCCCAAGCUUUGGCCUUAACUCCAGUCUCCCUUUGUUUUCCCUCCUUUGCAACAAUCUCCUUCCUAUAGUCAUUUUCAACUAUGGCUUGUCACUGCGUGCAAAGGCAGUGUGACCCUCAGUCUAGAUCCAGAUCAGAAUGGUAUUCUGCUUCUGGCCUACACUCAGUGAAGUGACUGUCUCAGUGCUUGAGCUGAAGUUGAUAACCAGAGGACUGAUGUUCCCUCUUAAUCUCAGAAGCCGCUAGAAGUGGCUUUAGUCAGUCUCUGCUAUAGCUACCCUAGAACCCAGGUCUCCCUGGGAAACCCAUUUUCUUUCCGUGAGGCUCCUUAGUGUGAGGCUGCUCCCUUACUGGGGGGCGGCAGAGCUUCACCCUUGAGAUUUCCUCAGACAGGUCCUGCAGUACCACAGGAAGACCUCAAAUCCUUCCCUGCUCCUAGGGCUUCUUGCAUAGGAAUGUUAUUUGUGCCUAUUAUUCCAUAGUUGCUAGCCCCUGGGAUUCUCUUGGUUUUUUUGUUUGUUUGUUUUGUUUCUUCCUCUGUUUGUUUUUUGAGUGAGGAGGGAGGGUUGGAAUUCAUUAUUAAAAGCAUCUACAUAGCCCUAUCUAAAAGAAUAAUUGGCUGUGGAUUUUAUGCCCUGUUCAGAGAGAGGAGAUGCACUUAGUCAUCCCUUUUUCCUGGAAUCCUGCACGCCACUUCUCACUGUGCACAUGGGGUCAUAAGAAGACGUCACUGUAAGACAGCUACUUUGCAUUGAGAUGUUGUCUCUUUCCAGCCUUGUGAUGAAUUCUGAGAUGAAGGAGCAGCUGUCACUCAUUUAUGGGCAGCACUUUUAUUAAUUAGCAGAUCUAAGCAUCACAUAGGAAAGGACAACAUGCUUGUGUUGUGAGGUGGGGAUACCAGUGUUACACCAGCAGCAAGUCUGCAACAACACCGAGGAUGGACUAAAUAUCCCCCAAAGCUGGCCAGUAGCCAGGGAGCCAUCCCUUUGGUUUCAGGUCAGCCAGUGCAGGCUGUCAUUUAACUCAGAUUAUCUGUCAAGGACAUGAAAACUGAACUGGCCUCUGGUGUGUGUAAAUAAAGUUUUGUUGGGACAUAACUACACCCAUUUGCUCACUGCUUGUCCAUGGAGCAGAUUGAAUACUUGCAGAAGUGGCCAUAUGGCCCACAAAGCCUAAAAUAAUUACUGUCUGGAUCUUUUAAGAAGCUGAGAAAACAAUCCCUUUCAGGAAGAGCUCAUCCCUGGUUGCGCUUUCUUCGGCCUCAUAUUCCUUGUUCUUUAGUCUACCUCCUCCUUAUCUCAGUUCUUUCUUAUGGACGUUUCUCUUCCCUCUUGCUUCAAAAGGCAUGCCAUCCUCUUAAACAAGCAAUCUCUCUAGCUCACCCUCCACAGUGUAGCUGCCUUAGCCUAUAGACUGGAACCUGUGAGCAAAUUCUAAAGUUAUGUGGUGUGGGCCUCCCAUUUCACUCCCAUACUUUAUAAUCAUAGAUACUCUGGCUUCGCUUCUUGUCCACUAAAAUAAAUCAAGAAUUUGAUUCUGAUAAAAUUAGUUGAGAAUAUUUUUGUACAUUUAGUCCUCUGAGCAUCCCACUUAGGUGGGAAACAAAGUUUUUCAUAACAUAGAAACAAAGACUGGUAUCAAAACUGAAGCACCAUAAUAUGUUACCUUUGAUAUGUUUUCAGUCACAUAUUUUCAGUGUGUGUGUGUGUGUGUGUGUGUGUGUGUGUGUGUGUGUAUUUUUUUUCCCCCAGCUCUGUCUGACCUGGAAUUCACUAUGUAGUCUCAGGGUGGCCUUGAACUCAUGGUGAUCCUCCUACUUCUGCCUCCCUAGUGCUGGGAUUAAAGGCGUGUGCCACCAUACCCAAUUCAAAAUAAUUUUAUGAAAGGCAGACCAACAAAAAUGUUUGAGAUGCCUUAGAAAAGAAUAACAACAAAAAAAGAGCAUUUUAAACCUGAGUAUGACCAAGAAAUACUUCCAGGUGUUGUUUUCCCCUUUCACAAAAAUUCAAGAAUAAGUUUCUAUGCUAUAUUCCAAAAUGAAGUUGAAUCUCAUGUCAAUUAUUUUUUUAUUGAUUCACCUUUUUUUGUCAUUGGCCCUUAAGCAUGAGCAGUGCUGGUGACUGAACCCAGGGCCUUGCACUCUGCCACUGAGAGCAAGCCAGCUCAGUUAUUUUGAAUUCUUAGUUGUUAAAGUAUAUUUUACAUGAUUUACUUUCUACUCUCUAUAAAAUCACAUCAAUGUAUGCUACCUUGCCAAGUGGUGGUCUUCAUAUCCUAACAGUAAGUACUUCUCCCAGGUUUGCCUCAAAAUCCUUUUCUUUUUUUUGGCGGGGGGAGAAUCCCCAGAUCAUUGUGCUUAAAAUCAGCAGAGCUAGGGAAAACUUUUUGAGAUAGCCUUUGUCUACAAGUGGUGGGUUGGCAGCUUGAGGGCCAGCCUCUGCUCAUCUUCCUGGCGCAAGCUUUCCAGCGCCGCUGCUCUUCAUCCGGGCCACCACCUCGAGCGCUUUGUGGAGGUGUCUUUGUUCAUGCUUUUGUUUGUCUCCAACUAGAGGUGGUCAGCUCCUUUUAUUACCUCCUCUGCAUUGGAUUGGCUUUUCCUCACGCUUUGGUGGACACAGCCUUUGCUCUGUCCUGCAGACUGACCACCAUGCAGACCCGAGGAAACAGAUACUGAAUCUUUCUUAUCUGAUGGAACUCUUGUUUCACAGGAUAUUCAGUUGGCAAACCACAUGAAAGUAGUGACUGCUUAAACUGGCAGCUGGGUGCCUGUGGUCUUAUAGUAGACUAGAGGGUACAUGAAUGGAUUUUUACCUUUCUUGAAAGGAAUAAUAGAAAUAAAACAAUUGUCUAUAUCCAGUUCACAUUGCCUGACCCUGUGAGGCACAAGUUAACUGAUGUUUGCAAGUGUCAUUCACUAUCACGUUGUGUGGACAGGUAGGCAAAAUUUUCCUUUGUUCAUAAAGUCCAGCAUCACAACAAUUCUUUUAGGAUUGGCGGUCUUGUCUGAUCUCAGUACACAGCUGCUGCUCCACGUGAUUCCUGAUAAGUGCUUAUAUAUAAGAAGAGAAUGUCUUCGCUCAUGGAGUAUCUUAAAAAAUUGCAGACUCACCAUCUCUACUAGGAUAUGUAGUUAAAAGUGUAGUCUUUUAAAGUAAAAGUGCAGUCAUCGUCAUUUUCGUGAUUCAGAGCAAACUUGACUGUGGUAGAGAUGUUCCACUACAGCAGUCUUGACACAAGCUGUUUUCUAGUGAGCCUACAGCCUACAAUAGUGCCUCUCUCCCAAAGCACAGGGCCUGGUUUAGCCCUGUAGCUUUCCAUUUUUCUCCUGUUCUUAGGAUAUUUGCAGGUUUACCACUCACCAAGUUUUGGUCAUUAUUUGUGACUGGUCCUUGCUUGUCUGAACCUUGAAUCACAGGCCACAUAUUCUUGACAUACUAGUAUGUCAAUGAUACCUUGUCAGCAUACCAGCAGCUUUAGACAGAGCAAGUUCAGGGCACUCAGGUCUGAUCAGUGAGGCCUAGUCCUGGUCAGGCCUGAAUCGACUCCUCAUUGGUGACCGGUGGGGGGGUGGGGGGAACGACAUCCUUGCUACCUUGCCCUUCCUCUUCUACAGCUAUGCCAUCAGCAUCCUUCCAGGUGGCUUCUUCUCUGGGAUACUCCCAAGUGCUUCACUGAACACGUACAUGUCACAUGAGAAGUGUUUCUUCAUAACUAGUCUCCUCUAAUGUUUAGUGGCUGGGGCCAAAUGCCAUUCAGUGAUCUUUUAACCACUCCAGUUGUUUUCCAUGCUGUGCACUUCAUGCUGUGUUGUAGCUAAGGCUGUAUGUAGUGUUUGGAAACUACUUUGUGGUAAAGAUAACUCUACAGAUUAGAUUUGUAUAAUUUUGAAUAUUUACACCACCGAUAGGGAUUGUUGUGAGAGCCACUAUCUUAAGGUUAUUGAUUUCACUGGUGGUUUCUACAUUCGGAGUAGUUCUAGGGGAUAUCAGUGACUGAUUUCAGAUGUAAAGAAUGCAUAUUUAUAUAUACCACUGUGGAAUUUACUUCACUGUGUAAAUAGUGAUAUUUUCCUGUUCAAAUGCUUCUAUACAAAGUAUUUAUUUUAACAGAAUAAUUAACUGUCAAAAGGGCUUUUCAAAAAUUCUUCUUGCCAUCUGUCCUCCCCAAAACCCAUGCUCAACGAUUGAACCCCUAAGUAGCACAAUAAAGACAAAAGGGUAUGGCCUUGAAACCUCUACUAUUUGGGGGUAGAUACAAUGUAGAUUGGGAAACAGCAUUGCUCCCCAUUUCACCCCAUCCCAAAACAAGGUGGGACCCUAUAGGGGUGUUGCCCCAUGGCCCACUUUUUGUCCAUACCAUUGGUACAUUCAGCUGUUCAUUUCCAUGGCUUGAGCAGGGAAAUGAGCCUUAAUUGUAACCCCAAGGAAAUCAACUCAUGCCUGUGGGAUGAGGAGAAGCCACUGUGGUUCCCGAUGACAGGAUCAACAGUGUGUCAUUCUCCAAGGCUUAGGAGAGGCAGCCCUCUCAUGCUUACCCAUAGGAGACAUGUCAACUUCUGCACCUUGGCAAAACUCGGAGGCACCUUGGCUUGCUUCCUCUCCCUUUCUCAUGGAGUAUUUGUUCUGUGGGCCAUUCCCACCCACCUGUAACCCAUGGUUACAGAACGAGAUUUGUGUGUUCUAAGAUAAUUCAAUUUCUCAGGAGUCCUGGUCUGCAAUUCAGAGCCCCCUAGAUGUCAUAAAACCAAUGCUGCACGCUCUUUCCCCUGUGCCUCAUUCAUGGGCAUCCUGUCUGUCACCGUCUCACUCUGCCCAGGUGGUUAGACUGAGCUGCAGCUCCAGGACUGCAGGGAGCUUGGGGACAGGUGUGCAGGGAUUACUGUCUCCCGUUUGAACCAUAGUUUGCAUAUUUCCUUCUGGCCUCCCUUUGUCUUGUCUAAGUGAGUAAGAGGACACUUGAACAGUAAUGCUGGAGAAUGUUUUUCUAAGAUACUGUUUGUAAGCAAAUCUGAUUUUAAGAUAAAAUGUGAAUGGGAAACUAGGUGCCAGGGAAUUUAGCACUGAACUAGACAGUCAAAACACUUUUUUAACUUUUGCAGAAAGAAUUAGAUUUUGUUCUCACCCAAAUGUUCACACGAUGUAAUGCUGUAAAUAGUUUUCUAAAAAUAUUUAUUAAUGUGCUGUAUACAGAUUCAUGUUCUGAGUGAUGUUGAUUUGCAUUGUAUUGUAGAAGAAUAUAUUUUAAGCAGUGAACUUCUUUUCAUUACACAGUUCACUCAUGGAGAAUAGAAACCAGCAGGUUGAGAGCUGUUUGGGGCAUUUGAUCUGUAAUGUACCAUCCAGUCCAAGCUUUAAUGGCCCCUUCUUCUCAUCUGGUUAUGUUAUAUAUAUUAUAUAUAUAUAUAUAUAUGUAUACAGUGUACAGUAAACUGGUCAGUACCCAGGUCUGCAGAGCAGAUACCCAGGUGUUCUUUCUGAUGUGUUUCCAUAGCAAUAAGACCCCAGGUGCUGACAUGUCCUGUUGUCUCAGAGGAUCGGGUGGGGGUAGAACAGCUCUUGUGAAGCCUCUUGCCUUUGCUGGAGAGGCUGCUUUACUUGAAUUUUUGCUUCUGUUUGUCUGCAGGCUCCCAUGUCACACAACUCCAGCAGUGGAUGAGAAAUCCACCAGCACCAGACACAUCGAAAGUGCGGACAUGUAAAUCAAAACGUUAGCCAUUUCCCAGGAACUCGUAAAGCGUGUGUAACCUAGAUGAGGCAAAGCCCAUUUGGCCAUAGAAUCAGUGUAAGAAAUUUUUACCCAGGAGACAUAAGUGACCUUUUAAAUGUCUCUUGGCCCUAUCUGACUCACCUUUAGAAGCCAGCCCAUGUCCUGCCAGCCUCCUCUGUGCCUCAGCUGGGGGUGUCCCUGCCUUCAGUGUCUGGUUAGGCCCUGCAGGUCAGUGGAAAGAGGCAUCACUGUGUCUCCCAGCAUGUCAGCUCAACAGUUGGGCGGCCUCCCCUGUGACUGUCCUAAACUUGGUGAAGAAGAAAUACCCCGACACUCAGAUAACCAUUGAUAGAAGUAAUGUAGUUUUUUUAGGCUUUUGGAAUAUAUCUUUUUGUAUUUAUGAUGGUGUUCAGGAUUUUUCACUAGUAUUUUUUAGAUUGAAGUGGGUGCAUUAGGAUAAAACUUUCCAUUGCUGAGCCUGGAAGCAAGCAGAGGGAAGAACUUGACCUGUAUUGUGUCGUUGGGGAGGUGACUACUUAUGUGGGGGCGGGGGAUGGGGUUGUAGAUUAUGUGGGGUGAGACAGAAAUUCUGCCCUGGAUUCUGAAGUCUGAUAUUUUGUAGUAAAAAAGAUCCCCUUAUUAGCCUCAAUCUCAAUAUAAGCCUGCUGUUUACCCUCAGGGAACAAGUGGUUUUCAAAUUUGAGCUCCUCCAAGGUCAUUGACCAUUGCCUGUGUGCAUUGGUCAUCUUUGUGAACUCAUGGCACUAUUUUCCCAUAUGCAUUAUGAUACUAAGAAAUUCAAUGAGUAUUAAAAGCACAGUCCAGGGUCCUAAUUUAGGCUAGCGUUGAUGCCUUUGAGGGGCCAGGGGGUCAGAGGAGGCCCAUGCAAUUUAACCGAAGCUCAGGGGCCAUGUUGGAUUUUUCUUCUUUUUAGGCCAUGACCCUUCAGCAUGAGUUUAGGGCAGGGGCUGCUGGUCCAGCUGUGGAUUCAGGGAGCUCUGUAAUGAAUCUACCAUUCCUUUAAAGGGCUUGCUGGUUCCUCCCAGUGCUGUCACUGCUGAGGUCAGUCUCGGAGGUCUCUGCUGCCCUGUGAGUCUCAGCCAGUGCUGCAGAUGCCCGAGGGCAGGGCCUGCAGAGGACCAUGUCCCUCCCGGGUACUGUGCAGGCUCCUAGCCUGUGUAAAGCUGGUCUUCCCAAACCAGAGAGAUGAGAAAAACUGCAAGUGGUCACCUGGAAGAUUGGCACACGUCUCUUGGGCCUGGAUUUCCACUAUGUUAGUGAGUGUAGGAAAAUACUGUGUCUUUAAUGGAUGAAAAUUCAAUGUAUGCUGUGAAUUUGUUGGUUUGAAACAUUGAAAAUUUUUCAUUAGACAAUGUUUACAUACCUCACCUGAAGAACCUUUGAGAGUGUAUAUAUAAAAUUUAAAAAUAUAUUAAGUUGCUUUAAAACAAUAUGUAUAGCUAUAAAAGUUGGAGUUAUUUUAACUUUGAAUAUGUAUCAAGUCUCUUAAAUAUUGGAGUCCUGUAGAUUUUUUGUGCUUCUGUGUUUGACUUCCUUUUAGGCCACAUAGGAAACCAUGUUCUUGUCAUUGGUGAAGGGCCUGCACUGAAACCCAAGCUUGGAAGGAUUUCCUGUGUUGAGAUUUUCUGGUUUGGUUUUGAGGGAAUGGGGUAUGGAGCUAGAGGAUGUGUGGGAGGGGUUUCUCUAACAUUGACAUCUAUUCCAUGAGCUUUUCCAAGGCGCUUAUUUUAUUGCAGCGUAUUAAAUUUCUUUGAUAUUAAA